AUGACAAAGUGCCUCGCCUCCUUGGCGGGUUGUCCACAAUGGAAUCUUGUUGCGAGACCGGAGCUGUCAGCCACGUUACUUGUUCUUCUCCAUCUAUCGAUGAAUGUCGUCGACGAGGGGCAUGCCGUUAAUCCAAGUUGUUCAUGCAUCCGGUUCACGUCGACGCACGGCAAGCCGCGCGGCACGUUCAGCAGCCCCGACUACCCGCGGGCCUACCCCCCGCGCGUCGACUGCCUGCUCUACACCUUCGUCGCGGCGCCGCAUCAGAUCGUCGAGUUGGUCUUCACGGAUUUCAAUAUCUACAAGGACCAUCUUGACUGCGUCCGAGGGGACUACCUGAAGGUGUACUGGGAGGUUCAGGGCCCAGGGCCUCCCGGGGCGAUCAGCGAGCGUUCUGCGUGGGCCCGCGAACUCUGCGGCAGCCGAGCCGACGCGCCGCCGGCCCUGUAUUCGCCAGGGCCGUCUCUAGUACUGGAGUUCCACACAGGGCCGAAACAAACUAAUGCUACUGGCUUCGUCGGCACUUACAGUUUUAUCGAUAGACGCCUCUUCGAAACUGAGGGUGUGCACUUGCCGGGAACCGAAUGCGACUACCAGUUCAGCCGGUCCGGCAACCGACCCACUCACGGGAGGUUCUACAGCCCCCGGUACCCGUCCAUCUACCCCAAUAACGUGAGGUGUUCAUACCACUUUCAUGCUAGACCAAAAGAACGCGUGAAAGUUGUUUUCGAAGAAGUAUCCCUGCAAAAAGGCGACAUAAGUUGUCUCCGAAGAGCGGACAUCAUAAAAGUCUUCGAUGGAAGAGACACGAACGCACCUGCCAUAGCCAUGUUGUGUAAUGAACUUACAGGGUACGAGGUACUGUCAACGGGACCAGCUCUCCUGUUGCAGUUCACAGCCAACAGCGCCACCCCUGGCCAGGGCUUCGCGGCCACCUUCCACUUUCAGCCACCUCCUGACUCCACAGCCGCAGAUUCCGACCGCUUACUAAAAUUGAGCUUUGGAAAAGCCUUCGAGUCCUUGGGUCCUGAAGUAAGCGCAACAACGUCAUCUUGUCAUCAAGAAUUCAGCAGUGAUGGCUCAAAGCAUGGCACCCUAACAUCACCACACUACCCUUCGCCGUACCCACCAAAUACACAUUGUCACUACGAGUUCUUCGGAAGAGGAAAAGAGAGAGUACGAUUAAUAUUUCAAGAUUUCUUUUUACACAAAUCAGAAGACGGCUCUGUUGAUUGCGCCAACGUAGAUUCAUUGCAAGCUUUUGUCAAUGUAGACGGAAGGCUUGAGAAAGUGGAGACGUUCUGCGGUAUCAAUCUCCCGAAGCCAAUCAUGUCCAAUGGUCCAAAACUCAUGCUGGAGUUCCGGGGAACUAAGUCGUCAAGACAUGCUAGAGGGUUUAAAAUAUCAUAUUCGUUUGUAGAAAAUUUUGGAAUAACCACAGGGAGACAGCUCAAGGAAUUUCCAUGCGCCUUCGUGUAUAAUAGUAGUGAAUCGCGUAAUGGAACUUUUGCGUCACCGAAUUCCCCGGGACCAUAUCCCCGUGAUACCGAAUGUACAUAUUUCUUCCACGGUGGGGAGACUGAAAAAGUCCAUCUGCACUUUACGAGCUUUGAUGUAGAAGGUGUUCUGCCGUGUGAAGCGGUGUCAGCUAGCGAUUACGUUGAAUUCUCAAAUCAUAUGACUGAAGACAAUAGAUAUGGUAGAUAUUGUGGGCAAAUGAAAGAGUUUCAUGUGGAAUCAGAAAGGAAUUUCUUCAAAGUCACUUUCAAGUCUAAUGACCGGUUAGAUGGAGCCGGCUUCAAAGCUAUCUACCAAUUUUUAGAAGUAACAGAUGAAUAUCGAGCUCCAAUACAAGAUUUGGCUUCGUGCUCUGUAUGUUUACUCGGUCGUUUCCUGAUGCUGGCCACUGUCACAUUAGCGCAGCUCUACCAUCAACUAUAUCAUCAUUAAAUAAUAAAGUGAUAUUAGAUUAAUUGAAUAGUUAAUAAUUCUGUAUAUUUUGUAUAAUAGUAUGUGCCAU
Molecule: messenger RNA, 2020 nt
Organism: Amyelois transitella
Lineage: Eukaryota; Metazoa; Arthropoda; Insecta; Lepidoptera; Pyralidae
Gene: Sol1
Product: suppressor of lurcher protein 1
Exons: 14
Coding region: 1-1950 (649 amino acids)
Cellular component (GO): plasma membrane
Source: RefSeq, a predicted model, not a curated record